CUCUCGGCCAAUAGGCGGCGCGGUUUACGAAGGCCUGGGACUGAGCGGCAAGCUUUCAGCCGGAGAGGAGUGGGUGGUGGAGGGGCCGAGAGGCACCUUCCCAGACUGGUCCGGAUGCUGCGUGCCCUGACCAGCGCCCUGCGCCUUCCGAGCCCCUGGAGGCCCCGUGAGGCCCGUGGCUGCGCCGCCAAUCCCGCGGCCGCAAACCGCGAGAUCCAAGUGUGCGCUCUGGCGGGUCCAGACCAAGGAAUCACUGAGAUUCUGAUGAACAGACCAAGCGCCUGCAAUGCCCUGGGGAACGUCUUCGUUAGUGAGCUGCUGGAAGCUCUGGCCCAGCUGCGGGAGGACCGGCAAGUGCGUGUCCUGAUCUUCAGAAGUGGAGUGAAGGGUGUAUUCUGUGCAGGUCUCAGCUGUCCAGAUCACGGUGACCAGCUCGGGGUCUGCCAUGGCAGGAUAAGUGCAGACCUGAAGGAGCGGGAGCAGAUGAGUGAGGCGGAGGUGGGGGUCUUCGUCCAGCGGCUCCGAGGCCUGAUGAAUGAGAUUGCAGCCUUCCCUGCGCCCACCAUUGCAGCUAUGGAUGGGUUUGCCUUAGGUGGAGGCCUGGAACUGGCCCUGGCCUGUGACCUCCGAGUGGCAGCAGCUUCCUCAGCUGUCAUGGGGUUGAUUGAGACCACCCGAGGACUCCUCCCAGGAGCAGGAGGGACUCAGAGGCUGCCUCGAUGCCUGGGGGUGGCCCUGGCGAAGGAGCUCAUCUUCACAGGCCGACGACUGAGCGGGGCACAGGCCCAGGCUCUGGGGCUGGUGAACCAUGCCGUGGCCCAGAAUGAGGAGGGCAACGCCGCCUACCACCGGGCACGAGCACUGGCCCAGGAGAUCCUGCCCCAGGCCCCCAUUGCUGUGCAGCUGGGCAAAGUAGCCAUUGACCGAGGAACAGAGGUGGACAUUGCAUCAGGGAUGGCCAUUGAAGGGAUAUGCUAUGCCCAGAACAUCCCGACCCGGGAUCGGCUGGAAGGCAUGGCUGCCUUCAGGGAGAAGCGGCCCCCUAGAUUUGUUGGCGAGUGACUUCCUUUGAACCUUAAGCAUGGGAGAUGCACACCUUACAGGGCAGGAUCCAGAAGGAAAAUGUGCAGCGUGCCCGCCCUCAUCAUUUCACCUCUCUAGGGUUCAGUUUCCUCACAAGGACAAUGAUUGAUAUAAAAUGACUGGCACGGUGCCUGGCACUAAGGUGCUGACUAUGGCACCUACUGCUACCUUCGUCAUUCCUCACCCAGGCUAGACAAUCACUGGCGUCGGGUUGGCUUUGGAGAAUACCUGUCUCUCCCUAGUAGAACGAUCAACUAAGGACAAAACAGACCCCUCUGGGCCUUUAUAUCACUGGCACUCAAGCCUGACCUCUGCAUCUCAGUUAUUAGGUGCUCACCAGAGAUGACAGGAGGUUGUAAGAACCACCCCCCAACUGCCCUGUUUCUUCCUCUGUACAACAGAGAUAAUAAGGAAACCCUGGUAGUGGUUGAAUAGGCCCAGGUCUCUGCCGGUUACUCACUGUGUGCCUCAGCCUCCUCAUCUAUAAUGAAACUGUUGGGAGGACUAAAAAAAUAAUAAAACACCUGAUGUUCAAUAAA
Balaenoptera ricei (Rice's whale) is the source of this 1622-nucleotide messenger RNA. RefSeq names its product enoyl-CoA hydratase domain containing 2 (gene ECHDC2). Bases 115 to 1062 code for a protein of 315 amino acids. Gene Ontology annotation, biological process: fatty acid beta-oxidation. The transcript is spliced from 11 exons. Lineage: Eukaryota; Metazoa; Chordata; Mammalia; Artiodactyla; Balaenopteridae. The record is from RefSeq and is a predicted model, not a curated record. Gene Ontology annotation, cellular component: mitochondrion. Gene Ontology annotation, molecular function: enoyl-CoA hydratase activity.